Molecule: messenger RNA, 851 nt
Organism: Episyrphus balteatus (marmalade hoverfly)
Lineage: Eukaryota; Metazoa; Arthropoda; Insecta; Diptera; Syrphidae
Product: rhodanese domain-containing protein CG4456
Exons: 1
Coding region: 157-786 (209 amino acids)
Cellular component (GO): mitochondrion
Molecular function (GO): thiosulfate-cyanide sulfurtransferase activity
Source: RefSeq, a predicted model, not a curated record
UCUUGAAUCUUGACCAAAACCGGUGUGUUAAGAAAAAAAAUAAGUUAUAUCACAAAAAACAAGUGAAAACGAUUAUUUUUUUCAUAAAUAAUAAAAUACCCUUUAUUUUAUUAUCACUAAACAAUAAAAAAAAUCAAUCGAAUCUAAUAAACAAAAAUGCUUCCCAGUACAAUGUCAUGCCUUCAAUUAGCCUUAAGGCAAAGAGGAGGAGCUGCUGUUGCUACCACUGCUCUCCGAAGCCACCUCCACCACCAUCAAUUGAUAAGAAAUCUCUUUAUACUCAGUGUAACGACUGGAGUAUGUAACUCAGUGAAAGCUAAUAGUUGCAAUGUAAAAACUUGUCUUCCAGUUUUUAGUCAGUUUGCAACUAGCAUCAUGAAUGCAAAUGCAAAUCAAAGUUACUAUUGCACUCGAGUUAAUAUUCCAGUUGUUGAUUAUGCUGAGGUCAAAGAUUUGCCAAAUCAUCCAGAGAAAUUAUUGAUUGAUGUAAGAGAGCCAAAUGAAAUCAAAGGAACUGGGCUAAUUCCAACUGCGAUUAAUAUUCCUUUGGGAAUUGUCGAUGAGGCAUUGGCUCCGCAUGUUAGUUCCAAGGAAUUCCAAAGAAAGUAUGGACGUGCGAAGCCUGACAAUAAGACGUAUAUCAUCAUGCAAUGUCGCAGUGGCAAGAGAUCACAAAAUGCUGCUGAAAUGGCAGCUGCUUUAGGAUAUAAGAAUGUUCAUAAUUAUUCUGGGUCAUGGUUGGAUUGGGCCGAAAGGGAGGGUCUUCCUUUGGAGCCUACUAAGUAGAUAGGGAAUCAUUUGUAAUUUAAAUGCAAUUUAUGUUAAAUAAAAUAAGUUGAAAGUAAAACAAA